GCCUCGUGUCAGGAGGCGGGCGAUCCUCCCGAGGCGUCGGACGCACUCAAACAGAUACUGAACGCCGCCUACACUAUAGAGGUUAACAUAAAGUCGUCGCAUAAUCUCAUACGAGUUAUUUGGGAGAAAAUGCGACAAAUGGUUCAAACCAUUUCGUGGAAACCCUAUCCCAUUGUGGACUCCGAUUGGAAGAAGUACGUGACCAACGAUGUACUCGACAGUCUCAGCGAAUCCCGACUCGCGAAGAGUAUUUGCCUUCAGUUUAGGGAUCGACUUAAACAUUCGCACGAGAACUUCAUCGCCUCUCUUAAAGAAUUAGAGGCCGUACACUCGGGACGAAUGCGACGGACGGACGACCGUCGAGAACAGGUCCGCAAGAAUCACGCGCCGGGUUUCGCGAAGUUUGCGUUGGAGUCGACUUCACUAAUCGAUGUCAUUAUUCACGGAAUGCCUCAAUUGGGA
This is a messenger RNA of Medioppia subpectinata, 462 nucleotides long. The record is from the annotation of a GenBank genome assembly. NCBI's taxonomy places the organism in Eukaryota, Metazoa, Arthropoda, Arachnida, Sarcoptiformes, Oppiidae.